Hibiscus syriacus is the source of this 1639-nucleotide messenger RNA. RefSeq lists its product as uncharacterized. Lineage: Eukaryota; Viridiplantae; Streptophyta; Magnoliopsida; Malvales; Malvaceae. Bases 263 to 856 code for a protein of 197 amino acids. The transcript has 3 exons. The record is from RefSeq and is a predicted model, not a curated record.
UUGAAGGAUGUAAAUGCAAUAACAUUUGUAAGUAGAGGUUUUUGAAUAGAGGAAUGGCCCCCAUCCCAUGGUCACAGGAUUAGUACCAAAUAUUUUUGAAAACAGGUUUAGUUGUACUUAAAAAGAAACAAUGGAGAGCAAAUCGAACCAUUUUUGCGUGAGUAUGCGGUCAUGAUCCCAACUGAACUGCGUCCUGUUCGUUUUUCAUUUACUCUCUUUUAAUCUCAGUCAGGGGUAAAGCAUUUUUUGGAGUUUAAAUAUCAUGAAUUUCAGAAAAGGGAACUUGGUGGAGGUUUUAAGAAGAGAAGACGACGAUGAUCCAUGUGGCUCUUGGUUUACUGGUAACAUCGUUUCAGCCAGUGGCGAAAACCAUGUUGUCAGCUACAAACUUCUUAUGGACCACAAAGGAAGACAAGUGGUGGAGAAGGUGCAAAGGAAGGAUGUUAGACCCUUGCCUCCAAGUGUAAAUAGGAAGAGUUGGGUGGUCGGCGAUGUGGCCGAAGUGUUUGAUAUCCAGUGUUGGAAGGUCGGAAAGGUCGCAAAGGUGUUGAAGGACAACCAUCGAUUCGUUGUCAAGUUGUUUGGGUCAAUCCAACUUAAGGAAUUUGAUGCAUCGAGUUUAAGGAUUAGGCAGGCUUGGGAUGGCAAGAAGUGGAUGGUGAUUGGGAAGGUUGCUCAUGGUAAAGACUCAACCAAGAAUUGUACACCGAAAUUUCCAUACCCUUCCGGUGGCUUGCUUUUCAGGACAUCAUUGCAUUUAACCGAAGCCCCUCAAUAUAGAGAGAAGGAUAGAGAGGAAUGCAUAAGGAUGGGACUGAUAUGUGACCAUGUGUAUGUCCAUGAGGGGCAUAAGUAAAGGCCGUGAUCAUCGAUCUGAAGAAUGCAAAAUAAACCCGAUCAUCGGAGGAAGCCUCAGGAAAAGGAAAUCCCCAGGGUUUGAUGGAAAAUUCAUUAAGCGAUCACCUAACAGGAAUAACAGAACGGAAAAGACCCCGCGUUGCUGUUUAUAUGAUUCUUGUAGACCUGUUUUGUCUGCUGAAGACACUGACCAAUGCUCGGUUGCUAGCUGUAGUUCUAACUGUGUUGCUGACUAUGCUGGCCGAAUUUCACGAAGUCCACUCGAAAGCACACCUGAUAAUUCUGAUGCCGAGUCAUCAUUCCCAUAUUCGUGUGACAAAAGGGACCCACAUUCGUCCCCUGUUGUUGCCGAUGAAGUUUUUGAUAUCCAUGAACUUGAGCUCCGUGCUUACAAGUCAACAGUCAAGGCUCUGUAUGCUUCGGGUCCUUUAACUUGGCGGCAGGAGUUCCUGUUAACAAAUCUACGCCUCUCCCUUAACAUUUCCGACGAGGAACACCUACUCCAGCUGAGACACCUUUUGUCUGCUCAAGUUCUGUGAUUUAAGUAUGUAUCUCUGCGAAGUGUAUCGAUCCAGUCGUUUGAGGCUUGACCGCUCUGAAAGCUCGGAAAAUGACAGUUUUGAGUUGAGAUCUGUGGGGCAAUAGCAGCAAAAUCUCCUGCAGGCGCCACCAUAUGACCUCAACCUUCCUAGUGUAAAUAAUGUGUAAAUUAUUUCCAGGAAUUCAUGUCUCAUAAAAUGAUUUGACCGAAUAAAUUUCUGUAGAUUUUUGCUUUUGUAAU